UUGGGUGCUUCGGAGGGUUUUCUUAGCUCGUAUCUUUAUCCACUUCAGGCAGCUGUGAUAACUAGGAGUAUUUGCGACAAAACCGGUGAACUGGGCUGCCAUGCGAGGCAUUUUGAAGCUGUACAUGAGGGCAGUGGUACUGCUGAAUUCUGGCGAUUGCUAGGGCUCGAUAUAGGCAAGAUAAAAGUGCCGAAGGAGUAUGUGCCAGACAAUCUGCUCGAUUUAUGCGAGCCAUUCGAAAACGUUGCCGCUCGACUCAAUACUGUCUAUGAAGUAUCCAAAGACUAUGCAUUACAUCGAAUUUCGGAAGCCGAAAUG
Gongylonema pulchrum is the source of this 318-nucleotide messenger RNA. The record is from the annotation of a GenBank genome assembly. Lineage: Eukaryota; Metazoa; Nematoda; Chromadorea; Rhabditida; Gongylonematidae.